This is a messenger RNA of Medicago truncatula (barrel medic), 3072 nucleotides long. Its product is annotated as receptor kinase-like protein Xa21. Gene Ontology annotation, molecular function: protein kinase activity; protein binding; ATP binding. Bases 440 to 2971 code for a protein of 843 amino acids. The transcript has 3 exons. NCBI's taxonomy places the organism in Eukaryota, Viridiplantae, Streptophyta, Magnoliopsida, Fabales, Fabaceae. The record is from RefSeq and is a predicted model, not a curated record. Gene Ontology annotation, biological process: protein phosphorylation.
GGACAUGCAUAAACAUAUUUUAUUAAGAAUACUCUCGAAAUAUCAUUCAUACGUUUUUAACCAAUAAAGAAGCUCAUCAAAUAGUGUUGAUUCCUAAAAUCCCAACUAGCAUAUUUUAGUCAAAAUACUCUCGCAAUAUCAUCCCAAUUACCUGUUUAUUUUUUUUAGCAAAAUAUUACUAACACCAAUACCAAGCACAAGACGUACAAGAUAUCCUCAAUUACAAGACACAAGCAAAUCAGAUACAUUGCUUAAACCUGUAAAAUCGCUAAUCAAAUAAAAACAGAGCAUCAGAACACCAAAUAAUUCCAGUCCAAAAAGAGAAAAUUAGUCAAGAUCACAACAUGUUAAGUCAGAAAAUUUGAUGUCUUAUCUUAAUAAACAUUUAAUGUGAUAUUAAUAUUACACACAUGCAGGUGAAAUUCCAUCGUUUAACAACAUGACUUCUUUGAGGGUGGUCAAAUUUGGCUAUAACAAUUUGAAUGGCAACUUACCAAAUGAUUUUUUCAAUCAGCUACCUCAACUUGAAAACUUUAUUUUAAAGAACAAUCAAUUUGAAGGAAGCAUUCCACAAUCAAUUGGUAACUGCACAUCGUUGAUAUACAUAAAUUUAGCAUCAAACUUUUUGACAGGUACGAUUCCCGAGGAGAUUGGCUAUCUUGAUAAACUUGAGCUGCUAAUAUUGUAUAACAAUAGGUUAAGUGGAUCUAUUCCUUCCAAAAUCUUCAACAUGUCAUCACUCACAUCUUUGGGGGUUGAUCAGAAUAGCCUCUCAGGCACAAUUCCAUCAAAUACGGGAUAUAGCCUUCCUAGUCUACAAUAUCUAUUCUUGAAUGAUAACAAUUUUGUUGGAAAUAUUCCAAAUAACAUAUUCAACUGUUCUAAUCUUAUUCAAUUUCAAUUGAAUGGCAAUGCAUUCACUGGAACUCUACCCAAUACUGCUUUUGGAGAUUUAGGAUUGCUUAAAUCGUUUCUCAUAGAUGACAACAAUUUGACAAUAGAAGAUUCUCAUCAAUUCUUUACUUCCUUGACAAAUUGUAGAUAUUUGAAAUAUCUAGACUUAUCCGGGAAUCAUAUACCCAAUCUUCCUAAGUCAAUUGGAAACAUAACUUCAGAAUACAUCAGGGCACAAUCAUGUGGAAUUGGUGGUUAUAUUCCCCUAGAAGUUGGAAACAUGAGCAACUUGCUACAAUUUUCUCUUUCUGGGAAUAAUAUAACUGGACCAAUACCUCCUACAUUCAAAAGGUUGCAGAAACUUCAGGUUUUGAAUCUUAGCAACAAUGGACUACAAGGAUCAUUUAUUGAGGAACUUUGUGAAAUGAAGAGUUUGGGUGAGUUGUAUCUACAAAAUAAUAAGCUCUCUGGAGUUUUACCAACAUGUUUGGGAAAUAUGAUUUCUCUUAUAAGGAUACAUGUAGGAUCUAACAGUUUGAACUCUAGAAUACCUUUAUCUCUUUGGAGGCUUAGAGAUAUAUUAGAGAUAAAUUUUUCAUCAAAUUCUUUAAUUGGUAUUCUUCCACCUGAGAUUGGGAAUUUGAGAGCAAUUGUACUAUUAGACCUAUCAAGAAAUCAGAUUUCAAGCAACAUUCCAACAACCAUUAAUUCCUUAUUAACAUUGCAGAAUCUCUCCUUAGCAGAUAAUAAACUGAAUGGUUCAGUUCCCAAAUCACUUGGUGAAAUGGUAAGCUUGAUCUCUUUGGACUUGUCCCAAAAUAUGUUAACUGGUGUUAUUCCAAAAUCCUUAGAAUCACUUUUGUAUCUUCAAAACAUCAACUUCUCAUAUAAUAGAUUACAAGGAGAGAUUCCUGAUGGUGGACGGUUCAAAAAUUUCACAGCUCAAUCAUUUAUGCAUAAUGAUGCACUUUGUGGUGAUCCUCGCCUUCAAGUACCUACAUGUGGUAAGCAAGUUAAGAAAUGGUCAAUGGAAAAAAAGCUUAUAUUGAAAUGCAUACUUCCUAUAGUUGUGUCAGUCGUUUUGAUUGUUGCGUGCAUCAUACUUUUAAAACAUAAUAAAAGGAGAAAGAAUAAAAAUAAUGUUGGAAGGGGUUUGUCAACUUUGGGAGCUCCAAGAAGAAUAUCCUAUUAUGAAAUUGUGCAAGCAACUAAUGGAUUCAAUGAGAGUAAUUUCCUUGGAAGGGGGGGAUUUGGCUCUGUUUAUCAGGGGAAGCUUCUUGAUGGUGAGAUGAUUGCCGUUAAAGUAAUUGAUUUGCAAUCAGAAGCAAAAUCAAAGAGCUUUGAUGCAGAAUGCAAUGCGAUGAGAAAUCUACGACAUCGGAAUCUGGUAAAGAUUAUCAGCAGUUGCUCAAAUCUUGAUUUCAAAUCAUUGGUGAUGGAGUUCAUGUCAAAUGGAAGUGUAGACAAAUGGUUAUAUUCAAAUAACUAUUGUCUAAAUUUCUUGCAAAGGUUAAAUAUAAUGAUAGAUGUUGCAUAUGCAUUGGAAUAUCUCCAUCAUGGUUCUUCAAUGCCUGUGGUUCAUUGUGAUCUAAAGCCUUCGAAUGUCUUGUUGGAUGAAAAUAUGGUUGCACAUGUUAGUGAUUUUGGUAUUGCAAAGCUCAUGGAUGAAGGACAAUCUCAAACUCUUACACAAACUUUGGCUACUGUUGGAUACAUCGCACCAGAGUAUGGAUCUAAAGGAAUUGUUUCUGUCAAAGGAGAUGUGUACAGCUAUGGGAUUAUGCUUAUGGAAAUCUUCACAAGAAAAAAGCCAACAGAUGAUAUGUUUGUUGCAGAACUAAGCUUGAAGACAUGGAUCAGUCGAUCAUUGCCUAAUUCCAUUAUGGAGGUCAUGGAUUCAAAUUUAGUCCAAAUAACUGGGGACCAAAUUGAUUAUAUAUUGACUCACAUGUCAUCUAUUUUUAGUUUAGCCUUGAGUUGUUGUGAAGAUUCACUUGAAGCAAGAAUCAAUAUGGCAGAUGUUAUUGCGACGCUAAUCAAAAUCAACACUUUGGUUGUUGGCGCAAACACAGUCUAGUUAUUUUCAAUAUUUGUGUUUGAUGGCAGAUGUUAUUGUGUUUGAUGUUGUAAAUAUUGUUUUAAACACAGUCUAGGCUAUUUCCUUAAUAUAUUUCCUUU